This is a messenger RNA of Phycomyces blakesleeanus NRRL 1555(-), 408 nucleotides long. RefSeq lists its product as hypothetical. The transcript is spliced from 5 exons. The coding region runs from base 1 to 408 and encodes 135 amino acids. The record is from RefSeq and is a predicted model, not a curated record. Lineage: Eukaryota; Fungi; Mucoromycota; Mucoromycetes; Mucorales; Phycomycetaceae.
AUGGCUAAUAUAUUAAACCUUGAUACUCAAAACACUAUUCUACCUAUACACAUUGUCUUCUUUUAUUGGUACGGAUUUUGUGUAUUAGAUUUGAGACUUGGCGGUAUUUUAACAUUGUCAAUGUAUCAAAAAACCUGGUUAAUUAUACCUACUGAGCACCCAAGCAAAUCUUGGUUUAUAUUUCUCAAGUGUUUCGUAGUAAAUAGGAUGAUGAAUAGCAAGGGUUUUAAUCUAGACCCAGGAUUUGGUUACACAUCACAUCACAUUGUAGCGUGGAAACAACCAAGCAUUUUAUUUACAUUGCCAUGCCUUGAUGCAGAGGAAGGUUCUAGUCCUUCAUUCAAAUGCAGAUUUCUUGGCCUUUUUCCAAUACUGAGACCAAUGAAAGCAAUUACAAGUUUUAUUUAG